CGGCCAUCUUCUAAAAGGCAAUAAACGAAAAUCCUUAGAGUGAUGUAAGAACCCCGCAUAGAGGCUAGCGGGCAGACCUCGCGCCACCGACCAUCUAACUGCUUACUGCUUUCAACUCCACGAAUCUAACGAAUAUCGGGUACGUCGAGUUGUGUCGACGAUUGUGUGUCAAGAACAGAACGCGCUGUCUUUCUAAAUAAAGCUUGUAAAAUCCAAGUUUGGUGUAAAAUAUGUAAAUAAAUUGAAAAUAAAGCUAGUGUUAGUGUGAACCAAAGAUAUUUUUGGUUGUUUUUAACAUUUUACAGGAACUAACAAUAAUAUUUCUAAACACCGACCGUUUCAUUCUGAUGGCGCUAUGGCCGCUAAAACAGGGGAAAAAUAAUCCGCCUUAACCUCAUUCGUGGAUUUGUAAACAACGUUUCAGAAAGCACAUCAACUUUAAAAAAUGCUACAUAUGUAAACGCCGACCACUUUCAAAAAUAAAUACCACAUGAGGAGGAAUCAUGGAAAAAGUUAAAAAGGUUAUGAUGACAGUAAGACAUUUUGACAGACAAAUAGUUUUUAUUUUCUAAUGUUUAUAUUCCUGAUUGUCCAAAAUGAAUGUUAAACAAGAGAGGCACGAUGAAGCGGAGAUCAGAGAACUCGCUGCAAAGUUUAUGGAAGCGAAUAAAGCUAAAAUGGCUAUGCCCCAAAGACCACCACAACAACCUGGUCAAAGCAUGAACAUUUUGAGUUUCCUUGGAAGUGAUAAAUCUAAACCCAAAAAUAAUGGUUCUCCUAGUGAAGCCGACUCAAAAAAUAUCGACGAAGAAUCGGUUAAGGGUAGAUUUGGUUGGACUUUGAUGGGUAAGAUUCACAUCCCCUAUAUUACUCGAUCUGGAGAGAGUUAUUGUGCAGUGAGAAUGGUUGAAAUGAAAGUUUUAAACAAAUUAUUAAAUUAUCUUCAUCAGGACCUUUAUAAUUGUACCAACAUUCGAAGUUACUACAUUACAGAUGCUGAAGCAAGGCUGUUGAAUGAAAUUAACUUUAAACAUUGUGACUACCAGUUUGGUCGUGAACAAUUUACCUCUAAAGACCUCAUAGUUAGACUGACUGAUGCUAAUGAAUUCUAUCAAUUCCUAGGACACUGUUAUGCUAAACUUGUAAAUACAGCAGAAACUGAAAACUUGGAACGGUGCGGAUUUAUUAGGAUCAAUAAGGAAUCGGUGGUUCCAUACACAGUAUACAAUGAACAGAAGUAUGUACCUUUAUUUUAUUUUGAGGGCGAGACAGACAAUCUAAAGCAACGUGCUGAUAAGUUAGAAGGUUGGGACUUGUCAUACUUAAAGUUUUGUUGUAAAGUUCAAGGAAUUAGAAAUGAAUUGUUUGCACAUGACUCCUGUUCAGUGAUUAGUUUAAAUGAUAUCAAGAAUUACUUUCCUCCUGGCACAAUGUUUGAAGACUAUUGGCCAAAAAAAAACUUAGACUCCCAAUUGUUAAUUAGUAGAAAUUCAAAUCAGCAACAAAUUGUACAGUGGACCAGACAGCCCAUUGCGCCCCCAAUUUCAGCACAUCCUCCACCUUCACCCAAACCAGCUACUCAGGCUAAAGCAGCCAACAACAGUCACAUGCAUAAUGUACAUGUGUACCCAAACUAUGGAAUGGCAGGAGGACAGCCGACGUACCACACCACUCAACCUAGAGCAGCCAGUAGUGCAGUUAGGGCUACCUACCCUUCCGCUGCCAACAGAAUGAGACCAUAUUUUCCUAGUAUGGGACAAGCACCUCCACCUUUAGUUAGAGCCAAUUCUACAUCAACGCUGGCGCAAUACAAUGCUCAGAGUAAGGCAGCUGGGGGCUACAUGAUCAUCGAACCAAAUAUGAAUCAAAAUAACUAUCACCAAACAUCACAAGGGAAUUAUCCACCGCCCCUACUUCAUAUGAAUGGAGGGAUAUCAAGGUACGACGGAUCUCAAACCAGGGAGUGUGCGAAUAACUACGGAGUAAACAGUACCUCAGCCCAGAUAGUGAACCAGAACCCUGCACACCAGCAACCUAGAACAGCCACAAGUACCCCAUCGGAGGAACGAAACAGUAUAACCAAUGGCCGAUCGAUGGUAAACAGCGUAAAUAGGAGUAAUAGUAAACUCAUACCGUUAGCAGAUACCCCACCAACGAGCAGUAACAGCAAUCCAUACAAGAUCCAGAAAGUGCUAGUAGAAGGCAAAAUGGUCCCUUGUAUUAAUAUGAAACCAAAUGCCUGGACGGAUAUGUUAGUGACAUUACCGUACUUAGUGACUCAUUUCUUCAAUAAUGUUCCUGUACAAUCGUGUCAACAAGUUAUGCAGGUGCUAGGAAUAGAGAUCUACAAAGCAAAUGCCUCGCAGUUACGGAUACUAACAGAGAAUGGUAGGUGUGGAAAUGGCAGUGAAACAGUACCCUUAGUGCAAGUUAGAAACGUAAUUGACUUCAUGCCUCAGCUAAAAUAUAUGUUGAGCGGUAUGUUAACAUCAGAUGUGGCGUCGAAAAGACAAAGGAAUAGCUAGGAGUGGGUUAGUUGGGGGGGGACCUAUGACUUUAACAUUGACUUUUUCAAUUAUUAGUGAAGUGAAACGGUCCUUAUUUCAUAAACGUGUUAUUUUAUAUCAACUUGUUCCUACUGUGUAAAAUAUACCGAACUUAUAAAAGUGAAACGUUACAUAAAUAUGUAAUAAUUGUAGUUUUUGACGUAAUGUUUUAUUUUUUACGUUUUUCAUUUGUAAAUUUCAUGUGUGGAUCAUUAAGACAUUUGAACAGAUAUUUUAAAUUGUUGUCACUUCAAAAUGGCCACAAAAUAUCACACUCUUAAAAUGCUAAAAGUGAACUAUUACUUGAUUAAAACGCUGUUUCUAGUUCGAUCUUUUAAUUAUUAUCUGCUAUAUUUCCAUUUUGGAUUUCAGUAAACACUAAAUAAUAUAUAGUUUCGAACAAAAUUACGAUUUAUUGAUAAAAAAGCAUUUGAACGUUUUAAACUUGUAAAAAUAUAAAAUGCAUAGCUAAGAAGAAGCUCACUAAUUCAAGAUACGUCAUUCCUAGACUCUUUUUUUCUUAACUAGGUAAUUUAUAAACAAAGAAAUUUUAGGUAUAAUAAAUGACAGGGAGGUAUUUGUUUAGUGAUAAAAAAUGUGCAUUUAUUGUAAAAAACAAUAUGUUACAGUCCUGAGGAGAGCUAAAUAAAUAGCCGAAACAUUAGGAUGAAACAAUAAUGUGCUUUUCUUUAUAUGUUCCUGACCUAUAGAAUAUUAAAAACAGAAAAUACCAAAACAUAAUCAGAAUAUUUAUAAUUAGUGUCAGUUCUACAAUAAAAUCAAAAAAUCACUACAACAAAUGCUUCAAAAACAACUUUUGCGAAAAUACGAAUUUAAAUACCAAUAUUGUUACAAACGAAAUGUUAAAGCAAUAUAGAAACGUAUAAACAUGCCUAAUUUUCAAAUAAAUGAAUCUGUGUAAAAUAUGAUUUUUACCAAAAUUAAAAUUAUGUUUUAGUGAUAUUAGUAUAGAUUUUAACUGCACUGCCAUUGACCUUCUAGCUAAUCACAAAGGUAUUACGUUUUAAAAAUGAUACUGCAUUGCAUAUAAUCCAGUUCAAAAAUGUAUCAAUAAAUUUGUUUCAAUACAAUUUCUGACAGGUCAGUAGCACAGUGAUAAUAAAACACUGUGUUUAAAAUUCUUGGGACUCAGUUUCGGAUCCCGCGGUCGGUUCCCUACUUCAAACAAGGUUAUUAUAGUGGCAAUUGUCACAGGAAAUAACAGAAGAGCAUAUCAAACCCUUACUUCGAAAGUGACCCAACUCAAAAUUCAUAUAUUUUACAUCUUUUGAGUUAAUACCAUGAAUGUGAUUGCGCCUGUGUCAUUUUCGAGGUAUUAAUGUAGGGUUGUUUACUAUUUCCAUUUAUAGUAUUAAUUUAAAAGGUGUUAAUUUUGAGUUGUGUCACUUUUGAAUUAAGGAUGCGAUAUGUAACUUUAAAUAGGACUGCAAGGAAAACCCAUUGUGUCAGUGUGAAGUGACCCUACAUAAUUGUCCUUAUAUUUACAAUUGAAAAUAUUCAAUGUCGUCGUGUUUACAAUUUUUAAUUUCGUUUGAACGUUUAUUUUUUGUAAAUUGUAUAUAGGUAUACCUUUUUUUAUACAUUUCCUUUAAGGGUUAGAAUUUGUAAACUUUUCUGAUCGGCAGUGAUACAUUGGUGAUUAGCAUUUUGGUAUUUAAGAUGUAUAUACUAUAUAUUUAUAUAUAUUUCUGGCUUUUUAGUUUGUGUUCAAAAGUGGCGUAAAUUUCCAAGUGUUAACCCUGAUUUAAAAUGUCUGUAAUCUCUUCUUAUAUUAUUUAUUUGAGAUAAAAUAUAAGGUUAUAGAUAGUUACAUGUAUGUGAAAUUUCCAGGGUAGGGGAUUAAUAUAGUUAUCCUAAUAUACAUACAUAACUAGAAAUCUAAAAAUAGAUUUUCAUUCUUCGUUUUUCAUUUAGUUUUUGUGCAUUUUUUGAGAUUUUUUUUUUGUCCAAGGAUCUGAUAAAUGUCUAAAUUUCAAUUAUUUCACGUCUUAAUUUACCAUUUGAAUUUCUCCUGCCUGUGUGAUAUGCGCAGAACUACAAAUCAGUAUUUUAACGACCAUUGAAAUUAAAAUCAAUGUAAGACAUUAAAAGUAUAAGGCAUUUUAUGAUAUGAAUCAACUCUUAAACAAAAACGAUCACAUGUUUGUUAGAUUUAGAUUUAUUUAUUUAUGAUAGUGAUUUGUUGUGAUAUAUUAUGUACAUAUAGCAUAUUUUUUAUGUAAUUUCAAUAUCAGUGGGUUUUUAACACGUUGGCGGACACUGUUUUCUGACUAUUUUUAAUAUUUGUGUGUCAUAAUUAUAGAAAAACUUUUUUGUAAAAAAAAACAUGGCGACGACGAAUAUAAACGUCAUGUCCUAUUAAACAACACUUUAGGUUUACAUGGACAUUAGCGUCUAUUGCCGUCCUAUGCAAAAUAUUCUAAAAACUUAUUCAAACUAUAAAAUAUUAUAUUACAUAGUUUUUAUGGAAAAAAUCUAAAACAAAACAUACAAAUUGCGCUAUUUGUGCCAAAUAUAAAAAAACAUUCCUGGACAAAGGGAAGGUUUUUUCUGAUAUCUUCUUUCGUAGGUACAAUUCCGGCAGCUUAGUAUUUUCUUUUUUUCUUAAUGGUUCCUCGAAUCUAUAUUUCUUCCAUAAAAUAACCUUCCUGUGGUGUUGUAGAAGUCCUUUUCCUUUUCCGUGAGCGUUUAGAGAUUGCUAAAUCCCUGCCUUCUAAAACAUCGUUGAUUGAGAGUCCCAAAAGACCGUAUUAUUAACUGUCUAAAAGGCAUUCCAAAUGGAGAUAUCCAACACAAAAACCACUUUUUUGUGUCCCUUACUCUCUUUCUUGGACAUGAAUAGUACCUGAUCAUUUGAUCAACCUGGUCAAUACCUGUUAUAUUAUCAUUGUAUACCUCUAUUUCCCAAGGAUUUUUUCAUGGUCCAAAAAACUUCAGUUCAUCUAUGGUAAUUUCUGUAAAUGUUCUAUAACGUUCUUAUAUUUUUAUUUUUCUCUAAGACAUGUAACAUUUCUAUAACAUACAAUAAAUCCAAGUCAAACAACACAAAAAACUUACUGUUUAUUAAAUGUUCACCUGAGGACUCUGUAUUGCUUUUGUUAUAAUCUGAAUCUUUAGAUAGAAUCGUCACUAUCCUCAAAGGUAAUAAAUACCACAAAAGGUAAUCAUUUUUUGAAAAAUGCAUAAUAUGCAAGGAAACUACAAAAUGUUCUAGAAAAAAAGUUCUUUAUUUGGAAAGAUUAAUUUAUCAAUAUAAACAAGUUUUAUAAACUGCAUUUGCUUUGUUUCUGUAAGAUGAAAUCGAAAGUGAUGUUAAUUCUUUAUUUGAGCAACCGAUUUUUGUCCAUUUUUCCUUUCUAUUUUGAUAAACUUCACAUUGGCGUUCCACAUAAAUCAUUGAUACGUUACGCUAGUAAUGAAUUUAAUUUUUUAAAUCCUUCCUUUUUGACAAACUUCACAUUGACGUUUUCAUAAAUAUUUGAUACGUUACGCUGGUAAUGAACUGCAUUUUUUAAAUCCAAACGGGUUUUAGUGAAAGCAGGGCACUGCACCAUGCAGUGUUCUCAGAAACAGUUUGUUUUGAUUGGUGUUAAAAAAAAAGAAAGGAUUGGCAUUGGUUGAUGUAUUAUAGGGUUAAAUAAUCAUGUUCAAGCUCAUAUUCAGAAGAGCUCGAUUCAAUAUCAGGAUUAUUGUCAAUGUAAUUGUUCUUGCCUUUUUUUUUUGUUCAUUUUGUAGUCUAUUCAAAUUUCAAAAACAAAACUUUACAAAAAGUACGCGGCGAUCCACCCAAGUCGAACAAUAAAGGUACGGUCUCUUUUGGGCGAGUAGUCGAGACGUUUAGACGCGGCGCUUAAUCGCUUACGUCUAGACGCACCUGAUCGUACCUAGUGGUCUGUUUACGUCGUCACCUCAAGUUAUCGUCUAGUCGCCAAUCAGUAUUUUUUGUUUCAUUCGACAAAAAUGACAACUAAAAGAUUGCAGCACAAUUGCUUAUAGAAGAAGCAGAAGACGAUGACAUUUUGCGAUUAUCAUCAAUGCAAAAAAAGUGUAAAAAGGUUCAUAAAAUGUUUGUUCAAAGAAGAAAAUAAGGGUGCUUUAGUACGCUAAUAAUGAGACAUUUAAUUGAUGACGAAACUAAAUUCAAAGAAUACUUUU
Messenger RNA from Psylliodes chrysocephalus, 6722 nucleotides. NCBI's taxonomy places the organism in Eukaryota, Metazoa, Arthropoda, Insecta, Coleoptera, Chrysomelidae. The record is from the annotation of a GenBank genome assembly.